CCCGCGCGGCCAAUUACAGUUGGAUCGCCUGCGCCGCCCACAACUUUCGCAUCAGCGAGGCCGACCUCGCCAGCAUCAAGACCUUCGCCCUCGAUGACAUCAACGACGCGAAGUUGCACCCCCUCCUCAAGUCCGUCUGGUUCCUCGGCGAAUGGAACUUCCUGGACGCCGAUGACCGCGCGCAGGUCGUCAGGACACCUCUUGCCCCCGAGCGCCAUCGUUCGGCGCAGCACGUCGCUACCUGGGCUACCUUGCUCAAUGCCUGCACCACUUACGAGACUUCGGAGGCCGCGCAUUACGUCAAGGGUAAAUAUGCCCGUCUUGACCGCAUCGCUAGUACCAUUCCCCCCUGGGCCAUCGGCUCUGUCAGGUUCGCGGUCUCUGUGCUUGAUGAUCCGAUGCGCCUCCGGCUGAUGAAGGUCAGCGAUCACGCCGCUGUCACGGUGCACACUGGACAGCGCGCUUCACGCCCGGCUCGCCGUCAAGUCAUUCCUCGCGAAGUCGCGCAGCAUCCCUUCUUCAAGGAGAUCCACGACACCAUGUGCACGAACAUCAACAUGUCUGAUUUGCCCACCGUCCUGAGGUGGCAGACUCACAAGGAGAUUAUCCGGGAAGCGGGCCGGAUCGUGCGCAAUUUCACCUUGAAGAGUACUCCCGACGUCGCGCUCGCGAAAAAAUUCGCCAUGUCCUUCUUUGCUCGUGCCAUUUGGCAGGACGACCCCCACCUCGCCAAGGCCGUCCUCACCAAUUUCGCACAGGGCUACGACUACGUCGCAAUCAAUGCCUCCGCGGAGGCUGACCGCCUCGAGGCCCAAGCCGCGGGUCGCAACAGCCCAGGCGUGGCGAAGCGGCUCCGGGCACGCGCGCACGUAGUCAAGAACAAGGCCAAGCUCCACCUGCAUUCCGCCAGAAAGCUGGCACUGGGUGCAUUCGCCACGCCCAACCCGCUCGGCGGCGAGCAAUUGAUCCGCCACCCUCAGGAUCAAGCUCAGGCGCUCGCCCGGGCCUGGGCGCCGCACUUCAUGCCACAGCCCACGGACACUCGCCUCGCCGAGACCUUUCUCGACAAGUGGGCCCCCCCGCUCGACUGGUCCACGGCGCUGCCGCCCUCCGCGAACCUCAUCAAAUCUUUCCUUAAGUCUGCGACGGAUUCCAGUCCUGGCCCGGACGGCAUCGCUUAUUCAUUCUGGGAGCACUCGGGAGAUUGGGGCGCCGAGACGCUUCUGCAGGUCACGCUCCACACGUGCGCUGGUUUCGCCAUGCCUCUCGCUUUCAACAUGUCCGAAUCUAUCUUCCCCCCGAAAGGAUACCGCCCGUUGAACCUCAAGAACACGGACAACAAGACUUGCUCCGGCAUCCUCAACAUCAUGCUGAGGGACGUCGCUACUGCUGGUGUUUCCUCCAUCCAGCGCGGCUUCGUCGCGCAACGCCAGUUGACGCAGAACAUCGUUGACCUCGACUGCGCGGCACGCGCCUACGGCCACCCGCACCAUGCUCGACAUCUUCCCGUCCUAGCCUUCUGGGACAUCGCGCCGGCAGCACAGCUGGGCUGCCCUCUGAGCGGCUUCGUGCACGCCGUCUCCACGCACCCUUUCGCCGAACGCAUGAAGCACACAGUGGGCUUGCGAGGAUUAGGCACCGCGCGAAUCUGCGCCGACGACGUCGGCGCGGCCAUCCUCCACUUGAGCACCCUCCGGGAGUACUCCGUCACCUUCGCCUUCAUGCAGUCUUGCGCAGGCCUCCGCCUGAAGCUCAAGAAAUGCGCACUGAUUCCGCUCUACGCGGCAUUAUCCUGCCACGUGGUUGAGGUGAUACGCGACGCUUUGAUGGCUAUGGUCCCCGGCUGGGUUGAUUUCGGCAUCGCGAAGAUCGCCACCUACCUCAGCUACGCCAUGGGCCCCAACGUCGUUGACGACAUGCGGGGCCCUCCAGUGCAGAAGGGGCAGCAACGCGCCGACGCUAUAGCGCUCGCGAAGGGCUCCACCACAGUGACGAUCAAGGAGUACAACACCAAAGCGAUCCCCACCGCCAUCAUCAAUAAGCUCUGGCACGUCCCACCGUCCACGUUUACAGUGCGCGGUAUGGCGCGCGCCUCGCAGUUUGGAGCGGUCGACAUUACCUCGGCCUCCGUCGCUUUCGUCUCUGCUUUGAUCAGAGCAGCCUGCCUCGCCAACGAUUGGAAGACCCCGCUGGACCUCCUGCGCGGUGCCGACUACGAGGCUGCUCUCGAGCGCGGCGUUGGGAAUUUAGCACGUGAGGAGCCUUGGUCAAAGCAUUGGAAAUCUCCGGCCAUCGCCUGGACCCUCGAGCGUAUUACCACCGAGCAGGCGAUCGGCACCUCCAAACAACUCCACGCGGCAAUGAACGCUGCAAUCAAUGCCGUUCUGUCGUCCUUGAUCUUUGAGCCGUCGGGCGCCGUCGGGCUCCGGCUCUCCUCCGGCUUGCAGCGCACCGCCUACCGCGCGGUGAAGAGGGUGAUUUUCAACACCACCCCAGGUGAUGCACUCAAGGCCCGCCUACGUCUCCAUUGGCCCGACGCCGUCGACGACAUCGACAGCAUCGAUUUCACGAACCUCAUGAACAUCAUGAAGAAGAGCCACGCCCGGGUCGCCGGCUCCUGCUUCAAGACAUGGAUAGUGGGAUGGACGACGUCAGCGCGCCUCCACGAGGCCGUCGUUCACUCGCGCCUGUUCGGUUGUCCCGCCCGGGACGAGUGGACGCACUACGCCGACUGCUUCCCGCUCUGGUCCACCGCGUGCAGCCUCAUCGGGAAGCGCCCGCCGCCGAAGCGGUUCGAUACGCUCGCCUUGAAUCCCAAGACGGCCGACGAGCUCAAGACAACUUUCAUCGCAUACGAGACGUACCACAAGAUCAAGCACUCGCACCUCAGCGACGCACUCCG
Molecule: messenger RNA, 2902 nt
Organism: Prorocentrum cordatum
Lineage: Eukaryota; Dinophyceae; Prorocentrales; Prorocentraceae
Source: the annotation of a GenBank genome assembly